Messenger RNA from Encephalitozoon cuniculi GB-M1, 1149 nucleotides. RefSeq lists its product as uncharacterized. The transcript has a single exon. The coding region runs from base 1 to 1149 and encodes 382 amino acids. The record is from RefSeq and is marked provisional. Lineage: Eukaryota; Fungi; Microsporidia; Unikaryonidae.
AUGAGAGCAGAAACCAGCAGCGGAUCCAAGAGGACUUUCAAAACGCUGAGGACAGGUUUUCUGGGACUUGUCGGGGUGAUUGCUGUGUACUAUGCGCUCCUGUUUAUCUUUGGAAUCAAGUACUUGAAUCCGCAGUACUAUGGAAGCUACUUCUAUGCUUGGAGGGUGAACUUUGCAGACAAGCUGAUGACGCACGGGAGAUACAAGCUCAUCAAGAAGAACGAGCAUCCCGAGACGGAGGACAGGAAGAGGUUCUACAGGAUCUCGCAGGACAAGGAGGGUCCGUAUCUGAUCCGGUUUGACAGGCCCGAGCACUUUCCGCGGGGGCACGAGCACCAGUUCAGCCUGAACUUCCCUGCAUACGAGGACUUUCUGAAGGUCCGGGAGAGAUUCAUUGUUGAGUCUGAGGGGCUGCAGGAGAACAUGAAGCUGGAGCACUCUGACCUGAUGGAGCAGAUGAAGAAGGAGAAGGGAGGACUGUUUUUUGCAAGCUACAGCGGGAAGUCUGUUGAGGAGAUGAUGAGGAUUCUGUUCCCGAACAACAAUGCAGACAGGAACCCGUGGUUUGAUGUAAGCAACAUACUGAUAAGGGCGGUUUCUCGGAUUAUGUCGCAGGACGAGAAGGACCGAGAGGGAUACCUGUUUGACGGCUCGGAGGUAGGAGACGAUCUGAUGAAGGAUAUCCGCGAGGGCCUUGAUGCACUCGACAGGAGUGCUGGAGACGGUGACGUCCUCCUUUCCGAGAAGAUCUCUGACGCAGACAUCAAGAACUUCUUCAUCAACAAUGGAAGGGUGUCUGGAACGCCACAGGAGACGUUUGCCUACUCGCGGCUGUACUACCUGUUCAACUUCCUGACUGCGGGGAUUGAGUUCAAGUCUGAGAGGCUUGCGGAGCUCCGGGGCGACGGGGAGAGCAGCAACGAGUUCCGGGAGGCGCGGAUGGACUAUGUUGCCAAUGUGUUUGCCAGGAUAUUCGCCAGCAUAUACCCGAACCAGCACAAGAAGGAUGUCAGCAACAUUGGGGUUCUCGAGAAGGUAAGGAACUACUACAGCCCCAAGAUGACGGUUGACCCUGAAAAGGAGGUUGACGAUGCAGAUCUCGAGCUUGUCAGAGAGAGCUUCUCAAGAUCGUCAAGAAUCUCUGCAUGA